CUUCAAUGAACAGUGUGUGUGUGUGUGUUUGCUCAGCGCAGUUUCAUUUACCAUUUAUUAAGCCUAUGCUCAGCGAUUUUAUUCAUUUCUGAGAUGUCGCGGCUGUAGGAAAGCAUUGGGUGCCAUGUGAGCGAGUUAGAGCAGUCGUGAAAUAUACAGACCAUUCACUCAGUCUAACAGAUGAUAAGGACCGGCUGACAAGAUGAAUCUGAUGAAAAAUUGAGUGAGGACAAUUUCGUAAAUAGUUGAGUCUUAUAGAAAUCAGGUCCAUUUAGCUUGGAGACAUUUCCAGCUCUCUUUUCUCUGAUGUCAGAGCGCCUCAUAUAUAUCAACACAAACAAGGGAGGGUCACGUGAACCGAUAGUCUCACCAACCCUCGGUUAGAAAGCUCGCUGUUGGCAUUCCGAGCUGACUUUCUGCCAACGCGGUCCAGCUGUGACACAUGGUUCUGCUCCGGCACAUAUCCAUCGCCCUGACCGCGGCGGUGGCGGCGUUUGGUUCAGCACUGUUUAUCGUCUUAAGUCAUCUUUUUAAGAGACAAAUAUGGACACCAGAAGUGAAGUACUACGCGAUUCAAGAGGAGGAGGAGGAGCGCCGUGAGAGGCAGGUGCUGGUGUUGGGUUUGGACGGCGCGGGGAAGAGCAGUGUGCUUCAGGGGCUUUCGGGCGAAACGGCCACAGCUCUGAGGGGGCAGCACUGCAAGCCCACACGGGGCUUCAACUUCGUCCGCCUCAACACACCCCUCUGCCAGCUGGACUUCCUGGAGAUUGGAGGUGGCGAGGACCUGCGCGUGUACUGGGCGGACUACCUGCGAAAGACACAUGUGCUGGUGUACGUGGUGGACUCGUCAGACAGACACCGGCUGCCCCAGGCCAAGAGUGAGCUCCACCGGCUCCUCAAAGCCAACGCCAAGCUGCCCGUCGUGGUGCUGGGGAACAAACAGGAUAAGCCUGGCGCGGUGAGCAUGCCCGACCUGCACGAUGCCCUCUCCCUGGCCAGCAUGAGCGACACACGGCAGCUGCUCCUGAUGCCCGCCCAGACCGGCUGCAGUGGGCUGCAGAGCUUCAAGGACCUUCUGCUGAAGCUGGUCUGAGACCGUCGUCAUGGCCACUGGUCCGCCAGAGGUUAAAUGUCCAAAGGCAUACACACACGCACGUGCACACACACACACAGACACACACGCAGAGCUCUAGUAGAGGUAGCCUACCCUAGUGAGUAGCAGCAAAUGGAGGAGAAAGAUGCACAAGACAGCAUUAAACAGUGUGAGUGUGUGUGUGUGGGGGGGGGGGGGGGGGAGAGAGAGAACAACACAGCAUCUACUGAGAGACUGUUUUUAUCUUUGUAUACUUAUGUUUUAUAGAGCACUGUAAAACACACUGAUGUUGUUCUCUGAAUAGACUUUACUGAGCUAGGUAGUUUGCAGCGAGGUUUCAUGUUUUACUGCACUGUUUGUCCUCUCUUACUUGACACGGAAGCUAUUGUUUUUCUGGAAAUGAGGGGCCAGUUUCAUGCAUUUAGUAGAGAUUUACCAGACGACAGCUGAUUCAGGCCCUGAUCAAUCCCUGAUGUUGCCCUGAUGUAGCUCCGACAUGCCUUGACCUGUGCCUAAUCUGGCCCUGAUCUGUCUUUAAUCCAAGCCCCAGAUAUCAUGUCCCAAGUAGGGUUUCCCUGCCUUUGUUGUUGGCAUGUUUAAACUGCAGGUGUGAGAACUACAGAGAACUAAUCGGCCAUGCUUGUUAAAUUCGAUUCGAUACGAAAGCCAGAACUGCCGCAAGCAAGUCAGGAAUGUCUGGAUUAUGCCGGUUUUGGUUGAGCCUGAAGAGAGCUGUUCCUCAUGUGACACGUUUAAGUUGUUUUCUGUCUACUCACGCAGCCGUGCUAACAGAAGGCCCCUUUGUCAUGCUGUGGUCGGUGUUCUAGGAUGACACUUAGCCCGGGGUCGAUAACAACACGCUGGUCUGUAACGUUUUGCACUCACUGCAGUAGAAUCUCUACAAACGUCUUUGUAAAAUAGAUGAAGACUGAGCCUAAAACAAAUGUUUUGUUAAUGACAGUAUAUAUUGUAAUAGUGAAUGACAUGUCACAUGUUUGGGGCUUCACACGCUGUACAUUUCCUUAUGUAAAAUGGGGACAGGCCCAUCCAUCACCCUGCAACCUGACACACAACAUAUUGGGAGUGGCAAGAGUUUUAGCAAUGUUAUAUAUAUAUACAGUCGUAUGCAAAAGUUUGUGCACCCCUGAUAAUCUCCAUUACUUUCAUCUAUAAAUUGUUGGGCGUUUGGAUCAGGAACUUCUUUGUCAUAUAUACUAUAAUACUUCAUGGACACAGUGAUAUUUUAGCAGUGAAAUGUUUAUUUGAUAAACAGAAAAUAUGCCAUAUGCAUCAUAAGAAAAUUAGACAGGUGCAUACAUUCAGGCACCCCAACAGAAAAAUCACAUUAAUAUUUACUAGGUAUUUUGGACCAUUCUUCCUUACAAUACAUCUCCAGUUCAGUAAGGUUUGAUGGGUGCCUAGCGUGGACAGCCCGCUUCAAGUCAUCCCAUAGAUUUUCAAUUAUAUUCAAGUCUGGGGACUGGGAUGGCCAUUCCAGAACAUUGUAGUUGUUCCUCUGCAUAAAUGCCUUAGUGGAUUUGGAGCAAUGUUUCGGGUCAUUGUCCUGCUGGAACACCCAACUCCGCCGUAACUUCAGCUUUGUUACAGAUUCUUGAACAUUAUUGUCAAGAAUUUGCUUGUACUGAGUUGAAUCCAUGCGACCCUCAACUUUAACUAGAUUCCCAGUUCCUGCACUAGCCACACAGACCCACAGCAUGAUGGACCCCCCACCAAAUUUUACUGUGGGCAGCAAGUGUUUUUCUAGGAAUGCUGUGUUCUUUUGCCUCCAUGCUCUUGUUGUGACCAAAUAGCUCCAUCUUUGUCUCAUCAGUCCACAGCACUUUGUUCCAAAAUGAGCCUUGCUUGUUGAAAAGGCUUCUUCCGCAUCACUCUCCCAUACAGCUGUUCUCUGUGCAAUGUGCGCUGAAUGGUUGAGCAAUGCACAGUGACACCAUCUGCAGCAAGAUGACCUUGCAGGUCGUUGGAGAUGGUCUGAGGGUUGUCCUUGACCAUUCUGACCAUUCUUCGCCUUUGCCUCUCUGUUAUUUCUCUUGGCUUCUCAAGAACUGUGCCUGUUGCCUUCCAUUUCUUAAUAACAUUCCUCACAGCGGAAACUGAUAGCUGAAACCUCCGGAAUAACUUUUUGUAGCCUUCCCCUAAACCAUACUGCUGAACAAUCUUUGUUUUCAGAUCAUUUGACAGUGGUUUUGAUGCCCCCAUGUUGCCACUGUUCAGAGGAGAAUCAAAGAGACAACUUGCAAUAGGCUACCUUAAAUACCUUUUCUAAUGAUUGGAUGCACCUUGCUAUGGAAUUGAAGGCUUAACAAACUAAUCAGACUAAUUAUGUGUUGCAGUUAAUCAGCAUUGAGUAGGUACAGGUAUUCAAAUCAACAAAAUUAUUAGGGUGCCCAAACUUUUGCACAGCCUAUUUUUCAAAUUUUAUUUAAUUUCACACAACUAAAUACUACUA
This is a messenger RNA of Clupea harengus (Atlantic herring), 3563 nucleotides long. RefSeq names its product ARF like GTPase 10 (gene arl10). The record is from RefSeq and is a predicted model, not a curated record. Lineage: Eukaryota; Metazoa; Chordata; Actinopteri; Clupeiformes; Clupeidae. Gene Ontology annotation, molecular function: GTP binding; GTPase activity.